AUGCAGUUUAUGGAGCCCACAGUCACAGUGACGAGUAUAAUGGAAUCAAAAUCAUCAAUACCUGCAACUUCAACAGAGAAAACAAGAGAAUCUACAACUUCAACAGAGAAAACAAAUGCAGCAUAUACAACCUUAACAGAGAGCACAGGCGAAACGACUGCAACGGAACCUACAGCAUCCACAAUAAGAACUAAUGAACUUACAAGUUCGACAAAGCUAAAAACCGAAUUAUCAUCAGUUACUGAACUUACAGAGGGAACAACUAAAUCAACAGAGGAACUUACAUUCCCUACUGAAUCUUCUUUAGUCUCCACAGAGAGGACUAGUAAACCAUGGCCUACAACUAAAUCUACUGACUUGACAGAAAGUACGACUGAAGCAGUUACAGCUGAAACUGCAACCUCGAUAGAUGCGACAAGAGUUACAAAUAAACCUAUAAUCUCAACCGAAACAGUAUCAACUGAAUUUUUAAUAUCGACCAAAAGGGUAACUGAUUCUACAUCUACCACUGAACCUACAACCUCGACAGAGAGGACAGCUAAAUCAUCAGCUGCAACUAAUGAAGUCUUGACUGAGAGUACAAUUGAAACAAUUACAGCUGAACCUACAAUCUCACUAGAGACGACACGUGUAUCAGCAACAAAUGAAUCUUCAUCAUUUACAGAGAGCGCAACUGAAUCAACAGCUACAAUUUCAACAGAGAGAAAGACUGAAAUAACUACAACUGGAUCUAAAACCAUAACAGAGAUUUCAACAGAGAAAAUUACUGGAAAGGCAGAACCUACUACCUCGGUAGAAAGGAUGACAGAAGCAGGUACAAGUGAUGUUACAACUUCCACAGUGCCCACAGAAUUAACAGCAACCCCUGAAUCUACAAUCUCAACAGAGAAGACCGAAACAGCUAUGGGUGAGCAUACAAUAUCAACAGAGAAGGCGCUCGAAUCAGCAUUAACAACUGAGCCUACGACUUUGUCUACAACUACUAUAGAAGGUACAACCUUGUUAGAGAUAACUAAAUCCACAACCACAUCUGAGUCUUUAAACUCGACGCAAAGUAUAACGGAAUCAACAGUAAAAACUGAUCAGAGGACAGCUGAAUCAACAUCUACUGUAUCCUCAGUCUCCACAGAUAUGAUUGAAUCAACAGCUAGAACUGAACCUAGAACCUCGACAGGGAGGAUAAUUGAAUCAUCUACUGGAACUGAAACUGCUGUCUUGGUAGAGAGUACGACUGAAAGAAAUACAGUUGAACCUACAACCUCACCAGAAACUACAAGUGAAACAGUUACAAAUGAACCAACAACUUGGACGGAGAGGGCAACAACUACAAUUGAAUCUACAAUUUCGACAGACAGAAUAACUGAAACAACUACUACUGAACUUAUAACAAAGAGGGAGACUGAAUCAGCAGCUACCACUAAACCUACAACCUCAACAGAAAGGAUGACUGAAGCUAAACUCUCCACAAUGAUCACAGAAAAAUCAGCAAUACCUGAGUCUACAAUCUCGACCGAGAGGACGACUGACACAGCUACAGUUAAGUCUACAACAUCGACCGAGAGAGCGAUUGAAUCAACAUUUACAGCUGAGCCUAUGACUUUGUCUACAACUACAACCAAACGUGCAACCUCGUCAGAGAUAAGCAAAUCCUCUGCCACAGCUGAACCUACAAGCUUGACAGAAAGGAUAACUGAAUCAACAGAAACAACUGAACAAGAAGCCUCGGCAGUGAAAACAACAGAUUCAACGGCAACAGGAGAAUCAACUAAAGCAUUAUUAUCCGCAACAUCGACGGAAGAAAUGACCACAGAGCCAAAAGAGCCCACAGUCACAGUGACGAGUAUAAUGGAAUCAAAAUCAUCAAUACCUGCAACUUCAACAGAGAAAACAAGAGAAUCUACAACUUCAACAGAGAAAACAAAUGCAGCAUAUACAACCUUAACAGAGAGCACAGGCGAAACAACUGCAACGGAACCUACAGCAUCCACAAUAAGAACUAAUGAACUUACAAGUUCGACAAAGCUAAAAACCGAAUUAACAUCAGUUACUAAACUUACAGAGAGAACAACUAAAUCAGCAGACGAAACUGAACUUAUAUUCCCUACUGAAUCUUCUUCAGUCUCCAUAGAGAGGACUAGUAAACCAUGGCCUACAACUAAAUCCACUGAUUUGACAGAAAGUACGACUGAAGCAGUUACAGCUGAACCUGCAACCUCAAUAGAUGCGACAAGAGUUACAAAUAAACCUAUAAUCUUAACCGAAACAGUAUCAACGGAAUUUUUAAUAUCAACCAAAAGGGCAACUGAUUCUACAUCUACCACUGAACCUACAACCUCGACAGAGAGUACAGCUGAAUCAUCAGCUGCAACUAAUGAAGUCUUGACUGAGAGUACAAUUGAAACAAUUACAACUGUACCUACAAUCUCACUAGAGACGACACGUGUAUCAGCAACAAAUGAAUCUUCAUCAUCUACAGAGAGUGCAACUGAAUCAACAGCUACAAUUUCAACAGAGAGAAAGACUGAAAUAACUACAACUGGAUCUAAAAUCAUAACAGAGAUUUCAACAGAGAAAAUUACUGGAAAGGCAGAACCUACAACCUCGGUAGAAAGGAUGACUGAAGCAGGUACAAGCAGCGUUACAACUUCCACAGUGCCCACAGAAUUAACAGCAACCCCUGAAUCUACAAUCUCAACAGAGAAGACCGAAACAGCUAUGGGUGAGCAUACAAUAUCAACAGAGAAGGCGCUCGAAUCAGCAUUAACAACUGAGCCUACGACUUUGUCUACAACUACUAUAGAAGGUACAACCUUGUUAGAGAUAACUAAAUCUACAACCACAUCUGAGUCUUUAAACUCGACGCAAAGUAUAACGGAAUCAACAGUAAAAACUGAUCAGAGGACGGCUGAAUCAACAUCUACUGUAUCCUUAGUCUCCACAGAUAUGAUUGAAUCAACAGCUAGAACUGAACCUACAACCUCGACAGAGAGGAUAAUUGAAUCAUCUACUGGAACUGAAACUACUGUCUUGGCAGAGAGUACGACUGAAAGAAAUACAGUUGAACCUACAACCUCACCAGAAACUACAAGUGAAACAGUUACAAAUGAACCAACAAUUUGGACGGAGAGGGCAACAGCUACAAUUGAAUCUACAAUUUCGACAGACAGAAUAACUGAAACAACUACUACUGAACUUAUAACAAAGAGGGAGACUGAAUCAGCAGCUACCACUAAACCUACAACCUGGACAGAACGGAUGACUGAAGCUAAACUCUCCACAGUGAUCACAGAAAAAUCAGCAACACCUAAGUCUACAAUCUCGACCGAGAGGACGACUGACACAACUACAGUUAAGUCUACAACAUCGACCGAGAGAGCGAUUGAACCAACAUUAACAACUGAGCCUAUGACUUUGUCUACAACUACAACCGAACGUGCAACCUCGUCAGAGAUAAACAAAUCCACUGCCACAACUGAGCCCACAAGCUUGACAGAAAUGAUAACUGAAUCAACAGAAAUAACUGAACAAGAAGCCUCGGCAGUGAAAACAACAGAUUCAACAGCAACAGGAGAAUCAACUAAAGCAUCAUUAUCCGCAACAUCGACGGAAGAAAUAACCACAGAGCCAAAAGAUAUAACAAUGGUAUCAGCGUCAACCGCAGCUCCAUUCACUUCCACAACAGAGCCAACAGUCACGAUGACGAGUACAAUGGAAUCAAAAUCUUCAAUACCUGCAACUUCAACAGAGAAAACAAGAGAAUCUACAACUUCAGUGGAGAAAAUAAAUGCAGCAUAUACAACUUCAACGGAACCUACGGCAUCCACAAUAAGAACUACUGAAUUUACAAGUUCGACAAAGCUAAAAACCGUAUUUACAUCAGUUACUGAAGUUACAGGGAAAACAACUAAAUCAGAUGAAACUGAACUUACAAUCCCUACUGAAUCUUCUUCAGUCUCCACAGAGAGGACUAGUAAACCAUGGCUUACAACUAAAUCCACUGACUUGACAGAAAGUACGACUGAAGCAGUCACAGUUCAACCUGCAACCUCAAUAGAUGCGACAAGAGUUACAAAUAAACCUGCAACCUCAACUGAACCCAUAACCUCGACAGAGAGGACAGCUGAAUCAUCAGCUGGAACUAACGAAGUCUUGACUGAGAGUACAAUUGAAACAGUUACAGCUGAACCUACAAUCUCACUAGAGACGACACGUGUAUUAGUAACAAAGGAAUCUUCAUCAUCUACAGAGAGCGCAACUGAAUCGACAGCUACAAUUUCAACAGAGAGGAAGACUGAAAUAGCUACAACUGGAUCUACAACCACAACAGAGAUUUCAACAGAGAAAAUUACUGGAAAGGCAGAACCUACAACCUCGGUAGAAAGGAUGACUGAAGCAGGUACAAGUGACGUUACAACUUCCACAGUGCCCACAAAAUUAACAGCAACCCCUGAAUCUACCAUAUCGACAGAGAACACUGAAACAGCUAUGGCUGAGCAUACAGUAUCGACAGAAAAGGCGAUCGAAUCAACAUUAACUGAGCCUACGACUUUGUCUGCAACUACAAUAGAAGGUACAACCUUGUUAGAGAUAACUAAAUCCACAGCCACAUCUGAGUCUAUAAACUCGACAAAAAGUACAACUGGAUCUACAACCACAACAGAGAAGGCAGCUGAAACAACCAAUGAAACUUUAACAUCGAUAGAGAGCAUAACUGAAUCAACUACUACAACCAGAUCUACAUUGUCAACAGAGAAAACUUCUGGAAAGGCAGAACCUACAACCUCGGUAGAAAGGAUGACUGAAGCAGGUACAAGUGAAGUUACAACUUCCACAGUGUCCGCAGAAUUAACAGCAACCCCUGAAUCCACUCUCUCUACAGAGAAGUCUGUAACAGCUAUGGGUGAGCAUACAAUAUCGACAGAGAAGGCGCUCGAAUCACCAUUAACAACUGAGCCUACGAAUUUGUCUACAAUUACUAUAGAAGGUACAACGUUGUUAGAGAUAACUAAAUCCACAACCACAUCUGAAUCUUUAAACUCGACGCAAAGUAUAACGGAAUCAACAAUAAACACUGAUCAGAGGACAGCUGAAUCAACAUCUACUGUAUCCUCAGUCUCCACAGAUAUGAUUGAAUCAACAGCUAGAACUGAACCUACAACCUCGACAGAGAGGAUAAUUGAAUCAUCUACUGGAACUGAAACUACUGUUUUGGCAGAGAGUACGACUGAGAGAAAUACAGUUGAACCUACAACCUCACCAGAAGCUACAAGUGAAACAGAUACAAAUGAACCAACAACUUCGAUGGAGAGGGCAACAGCUACAAUUGAAUCUACAAUUUCGACAGAGAGAACGACUGAAACAACUACUACUGAACUUAUAGCAAAGAGGGAGACUGAAUCAGCAGCUACCACUGGACCUACAACCUCGACAGAACGGAUGACUGAAGCUAAACUCUCCACAGUGAUCACAGAAAAAUCAGCAACACCUGAGUCUACAAUGUCGACCGAGAGGACGACUAACACAACUACAGUUAAGUCUACAACAUCAACCGAGAGAGCGAUUGAAACAACAUUAACAACUGAGCCUGUGGCACUGUCUACAACUAGAACCGAACGUGCAACCUCGUCAGAGAUAAGCAAAUCCUCUGCCACAGCUGAGCCUACAAGCUUGACAGAAAGGAUAAUUGAAUCAACAGAAACAGCUGAACAAGAAGCCUCGGUAAUGAAAACAACAGAAUCAACUGCAACAGGAGAGUCAAGUAAAACAUCAUCAUCCACAACAUCGACGGAAGAAAUAACCACAGAGCCAAAAGCGUCGACUGAAAGAACGACUUCAACGACAGGUUCACCCAAGAUAUCAAGCUCGACGGAUGUACAUACAUCUGCAGCUGAACCUACAGCUUUGACAAAUAGGGUAACAAAAUCAACAUCUACAGCAGAAUCAACAUCUAUAACAGAAUCAACAUCUACAACAGAAUCAACAUCUGUAACAGAACCAACAUAUGCAACUGAAUCAGUAUCAACAUCUGUAACAGAAUCAACAUAUGCAACUGAAUCAGUAUCAACAGAAACCGCAUCAACAACUCAGGCAAUACCUACAACAAAAUCAACAACUACAACAGAAUUACCAAUAAAAUCAGUAGACACAUCGACAAUAGAAAUUACAACACAAGCAAAACCUGAAUCUACAGCGUCAGAGGAAACAACUGAAUCGAGAGAAAUAACAAGUGAAUUUGCAGCAACUACUGAACCUAAAACGAAAACAGAAUUGACAGUAACAGCAGUACCUGCAAUAUUAACAGGAGAGAUAACUACGCAAGCAGAAAAAUCAACGACUACAUCUGAAACUACAACCUCGACAGACAGGGUAACAAAAUAUACAAGCAGCACUGAACACACAACUCCAACAGAGAUGAAAUCUGGAUCUAUGGCUACAACUGCCCAUACCCUCUCAUCAGAGAUGACUUCUGAAACUAUAGUUACAACUGAGCCUACAACUUCGAUAAAAGGGACAACAGCUAUAAUGUCACCUACAAGUUCAGCAGGAAAAACUUUAGAAUCGACUAUAUUUACAAGCAGUGAUGAACGCAUGACUCCAACAAAGGAGAAAACAAAAUCAACAGCUGGAAUUGAAGAUACAUACUCGACAGAAAGGACAACUGAAUUUACAUUUACAAUUGAAACCAAAGCGUCGACUGAAAGAACGACUUCAACGACAGGUUCACCCGAGCUAUCAAGCCCGACGGAGAAAAUAGGUGUACCUAAAUCUACAGCUGAACCUACAACUUUAACAAAGAGUGUAACAAAAUCAACAUCUAAAACAGAAUCAACAUCUCUAACAGAAUCAACAUCUACAACAGAAUCAACAUCUGCAACAGAAUCAACAUAUGCAACUGAAUCAGUAUCUACAACAGAAACUGCCCCAGUAUUUACAACAGAAUUUACAAUAAAAUCAGUAGGCACAUCGACAAAAGAAAUUACAACUCAAGCAAAAACUGAAUCUACAGCGUCAAAGGAAACAACUGAAUCGAGAGAAAUAACAAGUGAAUUUGCAGCAACUACUGAACCUACAACUGUGACGAAGAAGAUAUCAGAAUCGACAGUAACAGCAGUACCGGCAAUAUUAACAGGAGAGAUAACUACGCACACAGAAAUCUUGACAGAGAGUACAAUUGAAACAGUUACAGCUGAAGCUACAAUCUCACUAGAGACGACACGUGUAUCAGUUACAAAGGAAUCUUCAUCAUCUACAGAGAGCGCAACUGAAUCGACAGCUACAAUUUCAACAGAGAGGAAGGCUGAGAUAUCUACAACUGGAUCUACAACAACAAUAGAGAUUUCAAAAGAGAACAUUACUAGAAAGUCAGAACCUACAACUUCGGUAGAAAGGAUUACUGAAACAGGUACAAGUGAAGUUACAACUUCCACAGUGCCCGCAGAAUUAACAGCAACCCCUGAAUCCACAAUCUCGACAGAGAGGACGACAGAAACAGCGUUAACUGAGCUUAUAAUACUGACAGAAAAGCCGAUCGAAUCAAUAUUAACAACUGAGCCUACGACUUUGUCUACAACUUCAAUGGAAGGUAUAACCUUGUCAGAGAUACCUAAAUCUACAGCCACAUCUGAGUCUAUAAACUCAAAAGAAAGUACAUCUGGAUCUAUAACCACAACAGAGAAGGCAACUGAAACAACCAAUGAAACUUUAUCAUCGAUAGAGAGCAUAACUGAAUUAACUACUACAACCAGAUCUACAGCGUCAACAGAGAAAACUGGAAAGGCAGAACCUACAACCUCGGUAGAAAGGAUGACUGAAGCAGGUACAAGUGACGUUACUUCCACAGUGCUCACAAAAUUAACAACAACCCUUGAAUCCACAAUAUCGACAGAAAGGACCGUAACAGCUAUGGGUGAGCAUACAAUAUCGACAGAUAGGGCAAUCGAAUCAGCAUUAACAACUGAGCCUACGACUUUGUCUGCAACUACAAUAGAUCAGAGGACAGCUGAAUCAAAAUCUACUGCAUCCUCAAUCUCCACAGAUAUGAUUGAAUCAACAGCUAGAACUCAAUCUACAACCUCGACAGAGAGGAUAACUGAAUCAUCUACUAUAACUGAAGCUACUGUCUUGGCAGAGAGUAUGGCAGAAAGGAUAACUGAAUCAACAGAAACAACUGAACAAGAAACCUCGUCAGUGAAAACAACAGAAUCAACGGCAACAGGAGUAUCAACUAAAAUAUCAUUAACGGAAGAAAUGACCACAGAGCCAAAAGAUAUAACAACGGUACCAGCUACUACUGCAACUGUCACUGAGAAAGAUCAUACUGAGAGAAGUUAUAAAACAAUCACAGGCUAA
Molecule: messenger RNA, 8349 nt
Organism: Penaeus indicus
Lineage: Eukaryota; Metazoa; Arthropoda; Malacostraca; Decapoda; Penaeidae
Product: mucin-22-like
Exons: 12
Coding region: 1-8349 (2782 amino acids)
Source: RefSeq, a predicted model, not a curated record